CCCCCCUCCUUCCUGAGUUUAUAAUAUUUUUCUAUCCGUUUACGUUUCGCUACGGCGGUUGUCGUUUGUUACAUGUGUUGUCAUUUAAAAUUACCAACUUGUCAUUAAUCUAUUUUAUUGCAUUGUAACAUUAUAAAUUAAAAGAUGUUUUAUGCUCAUUUUGUGUUAGCCAAGAAAGGGCCAUUGGCCCGAAUCUGGUUGGCUGCCCAUUGGGAUAAAAAACUUACUAAAGCACAUGUAUUCGAAACAAAUAUUGAAAGCAGUGUGGAAGGUAUCCUUCAACCUAAGGUGAAAAUGGCUUUACGAACAUCAGGACAUUUACUUCUUGGCAUUGUAAGAAUAUAUUCCCGCAAAGCUAAGUAUCUGCUGGCUGAUUGUAAUGAAGCAUUUAUAAAGAUUAAAAUAGCUUUUCGGCCAGGAGUUGUUGAUUUGCCUGAAGGUAAUCGUGAAGCUGCUGUAGCUGCUAUAACUCUUCCUGAAGUAUUUCAUGAUUUUGAUACAGCAUUGCCUGACAUAACAAUAGACAUGGAUGCCCAAGUUAGUUUGAAUCAGAGUCGUGCUGAAGAUAUAACAUUGAAAGAAGAUUAUGGAAACCUAAGUCUAAUGGCUGAUGAUGGCUUUGACGAUAUGGGGUUUGAAGAACCUGAAGCAGCUCGUGAUGCUACUAAUAUGGAAGAUGGCUUUGAUGAUGCUAGUCUACUUCUCUGUGAAGACCCUUCCCAAGAACGACCAGAUGAAAGUGCACCAGGAGUCAGUAAUGCUAGCAUUGUGAGCAAACCAAAGCUUUCUCUGGAUGCUCCUCUCAAAGAUGAUGGAUUUGGAGGAACAGUUGGUGAAGGACUUCUAGAUGGUGAAACCGGAGGCCUGUUUGAACCAGCCGGUUUGUUUGAUGAUGCUCCUUUGGGUCCUGUAGAGUUAGACAAUACUGCUACAGAGCCUACAGUAAAUGAAAAUAUAGAACAGCCUUUAGAGAAACCCAUUGAACAGCAUGCUGAAGAUGAUAGUGAUGAUGAUAUGUAUGAUAUGGCUCCAGGAUCCAUGGGUGCCCCUUCACCACCCUCUUCUCCUGAAUCUCCAGGUCCACCGUUAAAUACUGAUGGAAAUGCUCCAGAACCUGAAUCUAGGGUAACUGACCUUGAACCAAGGGAAGAAAACCCUCUAGAUCCUUUACCAAGAGGACCAGAUCCUGCAUCUGAUCCAAUACAGGACAUGCCACCGCCUCCGCCGCCUGAAGAAAUGCCUCCUCCGCCUGUUCCUCAUAUCCCAGCUCUCGACCACACUACUUUGAUCAAUAAUGAUGCAGAAAGUUUUGCUCUUGCUCCAUUGGAUGCUACCAUUGUUCAUGGGGCUGAGAGAACGGUGAAAGCUAAACGAAAAAGGAAGCUGGUAGUUGAUGAAGUAAAAAGCAUAUCAGGUGAAGAAAUGAAAUCUCAGCUCUCUGAUACCACCGACAUAGUAGCUACACUAGAUCUAGCUCCACCUACUAAACGACUUAUGCAUUGGAAAGAAACAGGAGGUGUUGAAAAGCUUUUCUCUUUGCCAGGACAUCGGAUUCUCUCUAAGACUCUUACACGGGCAUAUUUAAGACAUUUGACUACUCGAUCAGUGGAGAAUGAAGUGUAUGGCAAUGAUGAUGAGCAAGAUGAACUAGACUCAGAGAUUGAAAAAGGAAGAGAUGAAGACGCAUCGGUGGGUAGCAGUAAGCGCAGGCGGUUGAUGGAAUCUGAACUGCCUCAUGACCUGUCACAUCUAGAUUCGUUCCAUCUCGACUCUUCUCGACCUUCAUACCCUAAUGAGCCCAGUCUGCCUCGGGCUUCCUUCACCAAUGAGCCUAACCUAUCUCAUCCAUCAUUAGAUGUUCCAAAUUUCAUGCCUCCCCAACAUCAUCUCUUCCCACCCAAUUAUGACCAGCAAAUGAUGCCUCCACAGGUAAUGCAGCAUGGACACAUGGUGCUCCAACCAGAUCUGCACCAGCUUCCUCACAUUCCACAAAUGAUGGACUCUAUGGUAAAUCAGGGUCCAUCUCUUCAGUCAAUUACACCAAGCAUACACAGUGAUGCUCUUCCUGGUGUAACAGACAGUGUCCACCAUUCUGUUAUUGAGCCUGUCUCACAACACUUACAUCCAAAUGCCAUGGCUCCAGAACACUUACAACAACAACAGCAGUUGUCAAUGGACAAACAACUGCCACCUCACCCUAAUCUUAAUGACCCACUGAAUCAGCAAAUGCUCCAAAAUCAGCUUCAGCCGAAUACCAAUGACUUUAUACCUCAUAAUGAGAAUGGAGCUCAUCCAGAUACAGAGCAGAAUCCUCCUCCUGCAAUAAAUGGCCAAAUGCCACAACAUAACAUUGACGAUGAUGCAACUCAACCACUCUUGGAUCAGUAUCCACAGACUCAGGAAAGGCACGAAGCAAAUAGCUCUGCUCCAUCAGAGUUGCUUCAGAAUGAUGUUGCAGCUGCCCCAGCAGUUGAUAAACAGGCAGAAGAGCCUGCUCUUCAGAAUGGCAUUGAUCAGCCAACAACUGAUGCACAGUCUGCUUCAAAUCUUUUAUUUGACUCUCUAAUUGGAGACAUGCAGACACAACCACAACAACAAAACACAUCCACAUUGAAUGAAUCAUCUGAUAUGCAAAUGCCCCAAGAUAAACAGAAUGAAUUUAUGGGAUCUGAUGACGAGGAUGAUUAUGGUGCACCAGCAAGUGUUGGACCUAUUAUGCCAGAUGAACAGAUGGCAGAUGAGACAUAUGAGCAAUUUGAGGAGCGAAUAUUAACCAAAAGGACGACUCAUUUGUUGCAUGUUAUUCAUAAUGCAUUAGACAACAAUCGAAGUAUCAGCUUCUCUGAACUUGUGAAAAAUAACAAGAGAAAACAGGUGGCACAGAAAUUCUACACAUUUUUGGUUCUGAAGAAGCAACAAGCUGUUGAACUUGAGCAAAAUCCAUCCUAUGGAGAUAUGAUCAUCACAAGGGGACCUAAGUACAAUGCUGUAUACAAUGGCAAUUGAAUUCUUAACAAAAAACACUGCUGAAAAAUAACACAAGCGUUGUUUUUUCGAAUAUUUAAGAUAAUGCCAAAAAUGUGCUAGUCGGCAGUGAAAAAAAGUUACUAUGCUUUCUUUUAAAAAAUGCACAUCUUCCAUUUCAUAAUUUGGGGUUAAAGGCAGCCUCAUUGUAAUUUGAUAAAAACUGACACUGGAUUUUCCAGUGUAAUCUAUGUGUUUCUUUAAUUCUUAUUAAGAAUAUAAUAUGUAAUUAUUUUAUUUUAAUCAUGUUUUUAGUUUCAUUUAUUUAUAAAUUCACCUUUUACUAAAGCAUUGAUAUUUGAGAUUUUAUGCAAUAUAGUCUGGUAUUACAAAUUGUAAUACUAGUAUAAUGUAAAUUUUUUCAUUUGUUAAUUCUGAGAACUAUUGAUUGAAAUUUUAGUGUGAAUAUUUUCAUGUUUCUGUCAUCUGUUUUUAUAUGUGAUUGAUAGCUGUAAUAUUGUAAAAAAUAGUUUUGUAAUGUCUUUUUAUUUUACUUCAGAAUGUGUUCAUUUAAAAAAAUUCCAAUCUUUGAAUUUAUUAAUAGAAACUAAAUCAUUUUUUAUUUCCCAGUCUUGUUAAACCCUCAUUCAAUCCAAUAAUUAAGUAGAAUAUAUUUGAAAUUCUGCUAUUUCUCAUCUUUUUAAUAAAAUGUAAUAAUUUUUUUCAUCAUUUACUAUAAUAAGAAUGUUUACCUUUGAAUGUGAAUCAAACAUAUUUUUAGUUGAAUUUCAUUCUAAUCAGAAAUUUGUUAAAUAAGUAAUUGAAGAAUUAAUAUUAAUGAAGAUGAAUUAAUCUAUAAUUAAAGAAUUUUUUGGUUUCUUGCAUGGUAAAUUUAAUUAUGUAAUGCUGCAUUUGCUAGAUCAAUUAAGUUGCUUUUUUUGCAUAAAUAUUGCUUUUGUUUGAUUUCUAUGAGUAAUAUAUCUUGUCCAAAAUUUCAUUUUGAACUUUUAUAUCAUUUUAUUUCUUCCCAUGCAUGGCAUGCUUUAUUUUUAAUGCUUAAAAUUAUGUAUUAUAAAUUAACCUUCAUUAUUGUUUGUAUUUAUUAUUUUGGCAAGUAUAUCAAUAAUUUGUUAAAUUUGCAUGCAAUUAUUGAAGUUUGAACUGCAAUAUUAUAAAAUGGAGGACAUAUUUUCUGUAAUGUAAGUAGAUAAUUAAGUCUUAUAGAUCUGUGAAAUAAAAGAAAUUGCAAUUAUUGGAUUAAAAUUUUCAGAUAAAAAAUAAUCUUUGCAUAACUCUGGAAAUUUUUAAUUUUGGAGAAAUAAGCAAGUCUCUUAAGUGGAGUAGAAAUUUUGAAGUAAUCACUUUUUUUUUUUUAAAGAAAAAUAUAUGAGAUGUAAAAGUGGAAGUGCAUUUCUUAUAUUUAUAGAAGUUAAAAUGGACUAUUAAGCAUUUAAUUCACUGAUAUUGGUUCUAAUCUAUAAGGGGAUAAAAGAAAUACAAAUCAUAUACAAAAAUAAAAUCAUUUUCAGAAUUAUUUAAUAUGAUUUACAAAUAAGCACUUUGAUUUUGACUUAGAAAUGAAGGGAAAAGAAAUUCCUUUUGCCUAUAGUUGCUGUAAUUAAAGCAUGCAUUUAUUUAAUCACUGAUAAUUAUUCUAUUUUCAUAUUAGUUAAUUCUGUAGCAAUAUAGCAAUGCUAAUAUUGGAAUCAGUAGUAGCUUGCUUUCACUGCCCUUGAAGGAAAAUGCAUUAUUCUAUGAACCAUCAAUUUUAUGAAUAGAAAUCUAUUUUUUUAUUGUGAAGUGUAUAUAUUAUGAUGGUUGGAUGUUUUAACAGAUUUUUGCUGCUGCUUUCUUUUAAAAUCGAAUCUUUGUACAUAUGCAAGAGUAUCAACCAGUUAUCUCAUCAUUGAUCUUAAAUGUUAAUAGUGCACAAUAUGAAUUCCUCAUCAAAAUCAAAUUUAAAUCUCCGCAGCUAGAUUACACGUUACUCGAUUGAAUUUAUGUGUAUGAACAUGCAAUAUUAUGUUAUAAAAUGUAUUAAAUAAAAUUUAAUAUUAAAGAA
Molecule: messenger RNA, 5026 nt
Organism: Argiope bruennichi
Lineage: Eukaryota; Metazoa; Arthropoda; Arachnida; Araneae; Araneidae
Gene: vtd
Product: double-strand-break repair protein rad21 homolog
Exons: 13
Coding region: 145-3006 (953 amino acids)
Biological process (GO): replication-born double-strand break repair via sister chromatid exchange; mitotic sister chromatid cohesion; synaptonemal complex assembly
Cellular component (GO): cohesin complex; synaptonemal complex
Molecular function (GO): protein binding; chromatin binding
Source: RefSeq, a predicted model, not a curated record